AUUUAGCUAACCCGUAAUAGGAACCAAAAAAAAACCUUUGCCUAACUGGUCUUGGUUUGCUAAACGGCUCAACUUCUAGUCACCAUUCUCAUUAUUUGCUAAACAGAAAUCUUUCUCUUGCCUUUCGUAAUUCUAUAAAUAUGGUGUCUGCUGUUAGAGACUUUUCCGGUCGAAUGAUUUUGCCGUUGCUGGCAUUGGGAGGAAUUGCUUUUGGGUUAAAGUAUUAUGGGUUUUGGGGGAAAAGACCAGCAAGGAAAGUUGUAAUGUUAAUGGAAAAAGAAAAAGACAACAAUUCAACUGAUCAGGUUCAUGAUGCAAAGGAGGAUUACUUCAGUCAGCUACCAGACGAUAUUUUGCCUUCCAUUCUCGCACAUUUGCCGAUACACGAUGCUGUUAGGACGAGCGUUUUAUCUAGAAGGUGGAAAUAUCUCUUCGCUUCUAUGCCUAGAUUAAACCUCAGAUGCCUUGACAUGUCGGGGGUCUACUCUGCCAAUCACAGUUGUUGCCCUUGCUGUCAACAGAAAUUCUUGAAAGGAGUAAAUAAGAUAUUACAACUUUAUUCAGGUCGUACAGUGGCUCAUAUUGAGAUGGUCUUUUGCUAUGGAAGAAAGCUUCCUACUGAAUUGGACCAAUUGAUGUGUUCUAUUUCAAGACUAGGUGUCGAAAGAUUACGUCUUACCUUUCAUUCUUACAAUAAGUCGAUACCGUUUAUAUUUUCUUUGGAGCUUCUCUCUCAAACAUCCUCAUUGAAACAUUUGUUUUUAAACAAUUGCAUUGUGCAACCAAGCAUCAAAGUCAACUUCCUCCGGACCCUUACUUUGGAGCGUGUAUUUUUACCAAAGGAACGAUUUGAGGCUAUUUUAUCCUCUUGUUUGAACCUUGAGCAGUUAACGCUUAAAUUUUGUAGUCUUCCUGGUAAAAUAUGCGUCUCCGGUGCAAUAAAAUCUCUUGUUUUUUUCAAUUGUGGAGUAAAAGAAAUUGAUCUUCAGGCUAGAAAUCUUUGUAUGUUUAAGUGUAUCGGUUUUGGAAAAGUAAGGUUUUAUUUCUCUUUUGUUCCCGCAUUGGCAUAUGUAAUGAUUGAUCUUCGUCAAACCGAGUCAAUGCCAUACAUAUUUGGUGAUUUUGCAAGAGAUUUACCUGCGCAGAUUGAAAUUUUAAAGGCCGGAAUUGGUCCUCUUGAGGUAAAAUACUUUCAAAGAGAGACGGAGAUCUUCAGAAACCUUAGGACGCUACAUUUGGUGCUUGUGGACACUAACGACUUUGAUAUAGUCAAAAUUUCCCCUAUAUUGCGCUUCUGUCCUCUUCUUCAAUAUUUGAUUUUAGACAUAAAGAUGACAAGAUGCAGUGCAGAUAUACCUGAUUCGCCUCUUAUUAUAUCACCUACAUGUCACACUGAGCUAAAAGAAGCGGGGUUUCGUGGAUUUCAUGGAACAACUGCAGAGAUUGAAUUUGCUUUAUACAUUCUGAGAAGUGCCAUGGUACUUGAGCGAUUGAUUCUCAGCCAACGGGUUAGGUGUUAUUCUGGUUUUGGCAAAUGGGAGAACACGUUUGUUUCGUUUGAUGAAACAAGACAGAGCUCUAUCCAACGACAACUACAUGGACAAGCUAUCUCUACGAAAGCUGUGGUGGCUUUCGUUUGAAUUUGCUUUCUACUUUCUGUAUUAUUGGGACUUGCCCUUUCCUUUCUUUGUUCUUGAUUAGAUGAGUCGGUUCAGUUAGUUUUACGUCAGUAAGUCUUUUAUUCGUAAA
Molecule: messenger RNA, 1749 nt
Organism: Nicotiana attenuata
Lineage: Eukaryota; Viridiplantae; Streptophyta; Magnoliopsida; Solanales; Solanaceae
Product: putative F-box/FBD/LRR-repeat protein At5g56810
Exons: 5
Coding region: 141-1640 (499 amino acids)
Molecular function (GO): protein binding
Source: RefSeq, a predicted model, not a curated record